Physcomitrium patens is the source of this 3761-nucleotide messenger RNA. RefSeq lists its product as uncharacterized. Gene Ontology annotation, biological process: regulation of DNA-templated transcription. Gene Ontology annotation, molecular function: sequence-specific DNA binding; DNA-binding transcription factor activity. Gene Ontology annotation, cellular component: nucleus. The record is from RefSeq and is a predicted model, not a curated record. Lineage: Eukaryota; Viridiplantae; Streptophyta; Bryopsida; Funariales; Funariaceae.
CUCGGAGGAAUGAUCCUGCACUUGCCCCGUUCCGCCCACUUGUUUUUCCCCCUCCCCCCUCAACCCCCGCUGACUGCACUUCCUUCUCCUCACCCCACCCCACCCUUUUGUUUUCCUUCGUCCUUGUUCCGUCAAUUGGUCACUUACGCGGAUCUGAUCUCACUGCCCUUCCACUUGCUCAAUACUCGCUCUGCGGGAUAGGAAACACUCGUUAGUAUUUGUGGGCUGUUGUCGUAGUAUAUUCGCGUCGCAUACUCGGCUUGCUCAUAUGUCCACUUGCUGGCGGCCUUGGUUCUGCGACCAACUCUGGGAUAGAGGAGGAGUGUGUCAUUCGGUGGUCCAAGGUGCUGGUCUUGGCACUUGGAGCGAGACGAGCCUGCGUGUGGCAGUGUAUUUUGACGUGGUGUUUAGUCGGCAAGAGGAGCAUUGUUGGUUUGGCUCGUGAAGCGAGCCAGUGGUAAUCUUUUUUAUAUUUUUAUGUUUAUUACCGGAGUGUGAAAGGCGUGCUUAGAGCUGCGGAGUUUUCGUGCGCCGAAGCACGGUUUGAAGAGGUAAAGGUGUUUUUUGGAUAAUUUGGGAGCAUUAACCAUUUGCGAGCGAGGCUGCGUGGGUUUUUUUUUUUUUUUUUUUUUUUUUUUUUUUUUUUCUCUGUUUGCGGCGAGGUUGGGAGAAAAAAAGGAUUCGCUUGGGUAUUGGGCAUUACUUGGAUCGGCACUCGUUGUUUCUUGUUGGAGGUCUUGUAGCCGCCGCAUUAGAGGUUAUUCAGUUAGUGAAUCCUCCUGCUCGAAGAGAGGCGCCAUCCUUUGACUUUGUUUGGAAGGCCUUGUGCACGCUUCUUCGGAGCCGUCUUUCUGGUGUCUGUUAGUGACCUCUCGUGCCUGUGUAAUGCAUUUGUCUCGAGCGAAGACUUCAACAACUUCUUCAAGUAGAUGACCCCUGUACCAAGAGACUGUUACGAUUCAAGGAUUAUGGAGGCUCCCGGAGAGGUGAAGAAAGAACCUGUGCCUUUGAAGUCGGCUGCCGGCAAGGAGACCGGCCGUGCGAUUAAGAGGAAGAGGGCAGCCUCUGAAUCCGAACACAGUCACAAGCGCUCUCAUGGUGCCAGCGGGACAAAUUCCAAAUCCCGAAUGCCGUCCAAGGUUAAGGCCCCCAAAGAUGCUGGUGCUGUUAUUAGCAGCGCUUGGAAGCGAAAGAGGUCAAACAUGGUUGAGGAAGAUCCAGAACUGGACUCCGAGCACGUAAUGAAUGCCGCCCAGGCGCUCUUCGACCUUUUCGCUGGUGCCGGGAUUCCCCGAAAAGACACCGUUGAGAGCAAACCUGGUGACGUCAAGAGCGGUGGUGUUAAAUGGGCAGGAAAGAAGAGCAGAUCCAGCAGAUGCAGUAAAAAAGCAGACGAUUCCUGUGCUUGCAAGCUGAGUUCGAGCUCCACCACGAGUGCAACUGUUACCGAUAUUCCUGAAAUUUUGGACUCCUCAACCUCACGUAACCACCAACUGGUGGUAUCCCAUCCCCAUGCCUCCGAGGCUGGUGUAGAAACUGUGCACGUCGAAGUAGACUCUGAGGCUGAUGCAGACGCCAAAAGUACAGACAUGAGUCCAUGCGGUCUGGACUUUGAUAGAGGAUAUCGCUUACUCUCGCAGUCGAGCGUGGAGUCCACACUUCUCGACUCACGAGCCGAGAGUCCGAGCUCCCCUCUCCGCGUUCUCAGGUCAGAAGCGGAUCUCAUCCCGAAGCUGGAAGAGGAGCUCAUGUUGCAGUUCGGGUUUCAGAGAAAUCUCCCAGUACGGCCUGUGACCAAGCCGUCACUGUUGCGGAAGCCUAAAGCUGAGGAGAAUUGUACUAUUGAGGGUGAUGAGAUGAAAGAGGCGAAGGUUGCACUAAAGCAAGUGCAACGCCGCAAGUCACGAGCUUCGAACGUUAAAGGUCAGUCUCUGAUUUUACAAGGCGAUGUUCUGGAUGUACCAACAACUUCUUCGGGCACGGUGCUGAAGGAAUGCAUAGAAGAAAACAAAUUUCAAGUUCCUGUUACAUUGAAUUUGUUUGAACCAGUUAAGACAGAAACUGGAAGAGUAAAACUAGAAGGCAGGGAGCUUUAUCAGACGGGCUCGUCCACCCAAGUCAGGCUCAGAAGUGCACUGAGUGAGGCUGAGAAGGAGGCUCGCAGGCUACGUCGUGUUCAAGCCAAUCGCGAGUCUGCUCGCCAAACCAUCCGGAGAAAGCAGGUUUUGUGCGAAGAGUUAGCUCGUAAGGCUGGAGAGCUUCAGGCUGAGAAGGAUAAUUUGUCUAAGACACUAGAGCAAAAAGCCAAGGAAUUAAGAAAUCAUCAGGAGAUUAAUCGGCAUUUGAAAGAACAGAUUCUAUUACAAUCAGGAAGUGCAGAGACAUCACUUCCUGCAAAUGAUGGUGGUAAUUCGGCAUCACCGGCUCCCGCAGCUGGUCCAGUGGGAGGAAUGCCUAUGCUGCCUUACUGGUGGGCGUUUGCAUUAGCCCAGUCUGUCGCAGCCACUCAGUCCUCUGGAGUACCGCAGUUACCCGAGGGUGUUGUGGUGCCACCAGAUUUCAAUGUAGUUUUUGCAGCCACUGUAGCGGCGCUUAACAACGGAGCUGCCAUGAAUCCAAACAUGUGGAUGAACUUGAUGGGAAAUAUGUCCAAAGCUCAAGUUCCUGGAAUGGUUGCGGCACCUGAUCAGCAAGCUACCUUGACUCACUCUGCAGCCAGGCCAUCAGUCACUUCAGAAUUACCACCAGCUGGUGGCACGGACAGGUUUCAGGUUUUGGGACGGUCACCUGUGGCCAAAAGCAGUGCCUCCUCAUCACCCAUGAAAGGUGUUACAAAUACAGACGCAACUGUCAUAAUGUCGAAACCGUCGUCCCAAGUGAGUGGGAAAAUACCCUCAGGACUUCCGAGUAUGCUAAGUACGUCUCAUUCUAGAGGAAAGUAUCAGGUGGCAAGCCUGGGAGCUCCUGCAUCACAUUCACUACAAACUACAGGCUCGGGAAUGACACAGUAUCAUGUUGCUGGAGAUGGAAUUGCUAGUGCAUCUACAACUUUAUCUUUGGGUCCAGGUUCCCAUCAACUGCAGCAAUCUGGCCGAAUGGAUCAGUUGAGAAAGGCAGGGAAUCUGAGGUUUUUCCCCACGAUAGGAAAUGGUGUUCAAGGCUUUCUUGGACCUCGAGUGGGAGCUUACCAAUCGGAGGCAGCGGCCAAGGCUACGGAAGCUCGGAGGCGUCGCCGAGAGCUUAAACGAACCAAGAGCCUACAAAGCCAGCUGCAGCAGGAGAAGAAACUUGUCUCAACUAAAUCCUUGUAACCUAAAAUCAUAUAUAUUUUUUUUACUUUUUAUUUAUUGAUUUUUCUUAAUAUUUGAAGGUGCCCCUUUCUUUUCUCAGAUGUGAGAAUUUGUAGGGGUUUAUAAGGUUCUUGGUCUUGAUCCUGUAUUCUACUGAUUCAUGUAGGAACUUCAUUUAGAUUCAGGAAAUAUUCUUUGACGGUACAUGAACCAGUUCUUAAUUCAAACACAAUUGAUACACUUGAGCAUCAUGGCUCGCUUUUACAGAGAUCGAGUGCACAUUAUGCACUAGAGGUUUUGGUCAGCCAGCUCGGCGACUCUUAUGUGACUACAAAGAGUUUAGCACCUUAAACGUCAUCGGUAUGGACAUAUUAUAGUAUUGAUCCUUAUCCCUCACUACAGAAUGAAGGAUUUGUAUACAGUUUUCAAAUGUAAUCAAAUGAUGUACUGACUAGUCUAAAUUUACAACUC